GUCACUACCUAAACCUAAUUUUAACCAAGAGAAAAUCUUUUGAAUGUUUGUUGAUUUUUUAAUCGUUAUUUUUUUGUGUAUACUGUUUUUUGUAUAAAGUUAUUUGAGAAGUUAAAUAAUUAUUAGUUAUUUGUAAAUUGUAAUUACAUUCUCUUAUGAUAAUUCACUAUGUCACAACACGGUGCCGCUUUACAAACUUAUAAUCAAGAAUUAGUCAAAUGCUUGGAAGACAUGAAAUCGCGUCGACUAGAAUUACAAGUACAAAUUGAAGCCGAAGAGGAUGAAAAAAAUAAUUUGCAGCGUGAGAUUGAGAAAAUGUCUUACAAAUUAACGCGCAUAAAUGAUAGUCUUGCCAAAAGAACAGCAGUUCGAAAUGAAUACGAUCGAACAAUUGCCGAAACGGAAACCGCCUAUGUAAAGAUUCUCGAAAGCUCGCAACUUUUAUUGAAUAUGCUAAAAAGAGAGGCAACAAGUUUAGACCAAUCUCUUGUAAAAGCAAAUAUGGAAAAACAAUGUCGACAAUAAAAAAAAAUAAUGUUAGGUUUUGAUAAAGUAAAUAUUUAUUAAAAUAUUUUGUAUAUAAUUAUAUAACUGACGCUAAAGAUCAAUAAUUUCGAUCGAUUAGAAAAAAUUGUAUAUAUAUAAAUCAUACAUAUGUCAUGUUAAAAAUAUUUUUCUUAUUUACAUGACAAAAAACAAAAUGAAAGAUUUUUCCAAAUAUUGGAAUUCUACGUAUGCAUAAAUAAGAAUUAUUAUUUUUUUUUUUUUGAAAAUAAUUCUCUUAUCAUUGUGAAGUGAAAUGUCGCUAUAAUUGAAACUAUGAUACCUCUCAUUAUUAUUUGUAAAGACUGAUUCCACUAAUGGAAUAUUGUAUAAAUGAGAAAGUAUUAAUUAAAAUAGAAUGUAAUAUUUUGUAAAAUAUAGUUAAAUAGACUUUAAAAAUUUUUUUAAAUAAGUUGCGUUUGAAAGAAAUUAAAAAUGUGAUCUUUCAAUAUAGUGACACAAUUAAAGCAAUCUUUUUUAUUUUUA
Leptopilina boulardi is the source of this 1029-nucleotide messenger RNA. RefSeq names its product microtubule nucleation factor SSNA1-like. The transcript is spliced from 3 exons. NCBI's taxonomy places the organism in Eukaryota, Metazoa, Arthropoda, Insecta, Hymenoptera, Figitidae. Bases 169 to 525 code for a protein of 118 amino acids. The record is from RefSeq and is a predicted model, not a curated record. Gene Ontology annotation, cellular component: centrosome; ciliary basal body.